This is a messenger RNA of Diatraea saccharalis (sugarcane borer), 378 nucleotides long. Lineage: Eukaryota; Metazoa; Arthropoda; Insecta; Lepidoptera; Crambidae. The record is from the annotation of a GenBank genome assembly.
AUGGAAUUAGUACCCUUUGAAACAACUAUUGAAGAAAUGAAAAAAAAGAAGGAAAGCCUGAUGGGUUACUAUAGAACCCAUUUAAACAAAAUUAAAAAAUCUUUGAAAUCCGGAGCUGGCAAAGAUGACGUGUAUACAACUAAUUGGUUUGCUUUCGAAACGAUGGACAAUUUCCUACGAGGAGUAUAUGACGGUGGCCGCACAUUUAAUACGCAGACACACGACGACAUUGAUAAUCUAGAAAGAAGUGAGGAAAGAAAUAAUGGAAAUCAGAAUAGUCUUCAUUUUUCUACUGGAACAGAAAAAGCUUUGCCAAAUAUACAAGAAGAAAAUGAAACUCGUCCAAAAGAAAAUAAAUCUCAAAAUUAUAAAUUAUAG